Molecule: messenger RNA, 3228 nt
Organism: Chelmon rostratus (copperband butterflyfish)
Lineage: Eukaryota; Metazoa; Chordata; Actinopteri; Chaetodontiformes; Chaetodontidae
Product: ADP-ribosylation factor-binding protein GGA1-like
Exons: 17
Coding region: 11-1987 (658 amino acids)
Biological process (GO): intracellular protein transport; vesicle-mediated transport
Cellular component (GO): trans-Golgi network
Molecular function (GO): small GTPase binding; ubiquitin binding; phosphatidylinositol binding
Source: RefSeq, a predicted model, not a curated record
UCUCGCAGUGAUGGCUGCGCCGCCCGAUGCGGAGAGUUUGGAGUCUCGUAUCAACAGAGCCACAAACCCACUCAACAGAGACACGGACUGGAGCAGCAUCCACGCCUUCUGUGACCAGCUCAACAAUGAUUUGGAGGGACCUCAGCUGGCCACCAGGCUCCUGGCCCACAAGAUCCAGUCUCCACAGGAGUGGGAGGCCAUGCAGGCCCUGCUGGUUCUGGAGACGUGUAUGAAAAACUGCGGGAAAAGGUUUCACAGUGAAGUGGGAAAGUUCCGUUUUCUCAAUGAACUCAUCAAAGUAGUUUCUCCAAAGUAUCUGGGCUCACGGUCACCAGAGCCAGUAAAAAAGAAGGUUUUGGAGUUGAUCUAUAGCUGGACUUUGGGGUUGCCUGAUGAGGCCAAGAUCUCAGAUGCCUAUCAGAUGCUGAAGAAACAAGGUAUUAUUAAACAAGACCCAGAGCUGCCACCUGACAAACUGCUGAACCUUCCUCCACCCAGACCCAAGAAUGCCAUUUUUGAGGAUGAGGAGAAGUCAAAAAUGUUGUCUCGCCUGUUGAACAGCUCGCACCCUGAAGACCUUAAAGCUGCCAACAAACUCAUCAAGGAAAUGGUCCAAGAGGAUCAGAAGCGAGCAGAGAAAGUGUCUAAGCGGGUGAACGCCAUUCAGGAGGUGAAGGAGAGCGUCACUCUGCUGACUCAGCUUCUGCAGGACUACGACAGCACCGCCAGCAAUCAGAGCAACGCUGAACUCAUACAGGACCUCUACCAGCGCUGUGAGAAAAUGAGACCUACACUGUUCAGACUGGCAAGUGAUACAGAGGACAACGAUGAGGCUCUGGCGGAGAUCCUGCAGGCCAACGACAGCCUGACUCACGUCAUCAACCUGUACAAACAGCAGGUGAAGGGGGAGAUAGUAAACGGCAACAACACAGUGAACACACAGAAACCGACAGGAGGAGGGACGGCGCUAUUAGAUCUGUCUGGAUUGGACACGUCACCCCAGUCGCCUCCGUCCUUCCCAGAGUUUCCCACCCCGACAGACAGCCUCAACGCCCCCUCGCAAGAGAUGGGCAUCAGUCUCCUCGACGACGAGCUCAUGUCACUCGGUUUAAGUGAAGGAACACACACCUCCAACCCUCCCUCACAGCCUGAGGACUCCACGGCCUGGGACUCCUUCCAGUCCUCUGACAGCAUAGACGCAGACAUCCCAGCAGCACCCAGCCUCCUCCUGAGUCCGGACCCACCCUCCCACUCUCAGGCCCUCUCGUCUGGCUCCACCCCCGGGAACUCAGCUCUGGACGAGCUGGACCUGCUGGGAAAGACGCUGCUGCAGCAGUCCCUGCCUCCAGAGGGCCUGCAGGUCAAAUGGGACAAGCAGCAGUGCAAACCAACGCUGAGAGAUCUUCAGAGCAAGUCGGGGUCCAACGUUGCCCCAAACCCCAUCCCAGCCUUCUCCGCUGAGCCUCCUGCACCUCUAAACUCUCAGCCCGGCCUUGGAGCGACAUUGCUAGACAUGUCCCCAACUCACGCCGAGACUCCUCCUACAGAAGUCGACCUGACUGAUGUUUUUGUACCGCUAGAAUCCAUUAAGCCCAGUAGUCUGUUACCUGUGACUGUGUUUGAUGGACACAGUCUGCGGGUUCUCUUUCACUUUGCCCGCGACUCGCCUCCGUCUCGCCCUGAUGUGCUGGUGGUGAUCAUCUCCAUGCUGUCGUCCGCUCCCGUCCCCGUCACCAACAUCAACUUCCAGACCACGGCUCCGAAGUCUAUGGCAGUGAAGCUGCAGCCCCCGUCAGGAACAGAGCUCCCAGCUUUCAACCCCAUCCUUCCUCCCGCUGCUGUCACACAGAUCCUGCUGCUGGCUAACCCAAACAAGGAGAAAGUACAGCUGCAGUACACAUUAACCUUCACCAUGGGAGAGCAGGAGCACAGUGAGAGCGGCGGUCUAGAACAGUUCCCUCCUCCGGAGACAUGGGGGAACCUAUAGCAUUUAAAAACAACCACAACACGACAGACUCUCUGCUUUCAGACUCGGCUUCCCUCCUAAACCAACUCGACACUCUGCAUAAGCCUGUUUUCCUUUUGCAUUCACCUUGUACUUUCUUUGAUCGGUAUUGAUUGUUUUCUUUGGAUUACGCUCAUGCUCAGUCAGUGUAAUGUGCGUAUGCUUUGCUAAAAACAAGUCAUGUGUGUUUAGGUCUAGUCUGCUGUAUGUGGCUGCUUUCAAACAAACCUGCAACUGCUUCCCCAAAGUUGUUGCAGUCUUGUCACCUGUUUUUAACAGACAAAGCUACAAAGGAAGAAAAGUAUCAUCAAAUGUGUACAUAUUUGCUCAUUUGGUAUGCUUGAUUUUUCAUUUUGCGUUUCCUCCAACCCACAUAGGGCACAAAGUCAGUUUGAAUCCAUUAUCAGUUGCGUUUACCUUCACGCCUGCAUGCUCGGCCAACAUGGGACACAAUGCUUGCAAAAUCCAGCACACCAAUAGAGAAAGAACAUAAGCAUUACAUAGAUGCAGUUCAUCUUAGUUUGCAAAACAAAGCUGUACUUAAUCAACUUUUUGUGGUGUCUAGUUUGUGAUGAGUGAAUAUUGCAGAAUUUCUUUUGCAAAGACUGAGUCCAUAUUUUGAUUUGCAGAGAAUGUUUUUCCCCCCAUCUUGUGUAAAGAACAUUUACUGUAAUAUCAGAGUUGUGUACUGCCAUAUGUGCCUAUUUUGCAGUUCUAACAUUUAACUUCUAGUGUUUUGAUGGAUUUGUUUUUCUCAUCUGUUGCACACAAGUCAUGUUGGGUCUGCAGUUUGUCUGAGACACUGAUCAGCUUCAUUAUAACCUGAAAUUCUUAAUAUAUUCAAGGUAUUUUCAGUAGAAUAUAAGUUACAUUUUCACUUUCCUUUAUCUCGUUUUAAAUAUUUCAGCAUUUAUUGGGUAAAACUGAAUAUCAAAAACUUGAGCACAUGCAAACGGAGCUGCACCCAGGUGCUCUGAGCACAGUGUCUGUCUCGAACAUGUUCAACUUGUUUCUGCAGCCUGCAAUGCAUGUUAGCCAUGCUGAGCACUUCCUCCUCCCCACAGGCUCUCAAUCACAUUCCACUGCACUAAUCUCUGAUACAACUGCUUUGUAAAUACUGACGAUGGCAGUUCUGUCAUGUACAUUUGACUUGUGCAAUGUGCAGGAGCAUAACACUGGUAAAAUAUUCCUAAUGGGUAAUAAAGUUUUUUUUUUUUUCUUGG